AUGAAGGCUAUCUUCUCUUUAACCGUUCUCGGAUUUUUACUAAGAUUGACAAUGCGUGGUGCCAGUGGAUUCCCUAAUGACUGCGUGGUAAGUCCUACAGGAGACGACGUGGAAUGUCGUGGAUGUGGAUUAAACUCUGUUCCACAGGAUUUCUCUGUUAAUGUUACAAAGCUGGAUCUUGCUAACAAUCAACUGGUCACCUUACAACCACGAUCCUUCCUUUAUCUACCAAAUCUACAAUCACUGAAGCUGGAAGAGAACGGGAUGAGAAACAUUUCACUUGGACCAUUUGACGGUCUUGUAAACCUACGGUAUCUCAGCCUUAGUGGUAACAAGCUCGAGAGUUCAAUUGGCAAAAAUACUUUCAAGCCACUGAUCAAUCUUCGUGUUUUGGACCUGCAUGGAAAUUAUUUCCAUACCAGUAAAUCUUAUCCGAUCGAUGCACUGCUGUAUCUUACAAACAUCGAUGCUCUUUCGAUCGACAUUUUUGAACAGUUCAGUUUUGGGAAAAGAUUUUCGCGUUUAAAGAAUUUGACAACCUUGAACUUACAUGGUAUUGAUGUUUGUUCCAUUCGAAACACAUCAUUCAAGGAUUUGGGAAGUUUAGAAAUAUUACAUCUCACCAUAGAUUCUAGAAUUCGAUUUAUAGAGAAGGAUGCAUUGUCUCCAUUUAGAAAUCUUACUUUACUGGACAUUGAUUCACACCGGACAAUCAGUAUCCGUGAGGUUUUACAAGCUUUGUACGGAUUGAGGAAUCGAACAAUGGAACAGAUCAGGUCAACCGACAACUUCCGAUCGUUUGAAAAUCCUGUGAAAAUAAUGUCAUCUGAUAUUGUUUAUCUUAAAACAAUUUGUGUAAAGCGUCUUUAUCUUGUUAGAAACUCCAUUUCCAAUAUCCCCGUCUUUGUCAUCGUGUCAUGGACAAGCAGACACUUGGCAGCUAGACAGUGUAGAUUAAGAAACGAUUUCCUUUCAUACAACUCCAGAUCUGUGUUCUAUGGACUAUACAGUCUUACCUAUGUGGAUCUCUCUGAGAAUCAUUUCGAUACAUUGCAUCCAAUGACCUUUCGUGACCAGAGGAAUGCCUUGAGAGUUUUACUGAUCGCGGAGAAUGCAAUGAAGGUGUUUCCAAGAGAAGCAGUAGAGAGCCUUGACCACCUGGAGUACAUCGAUGUCACUGGUAACGAUAUAUCAAGACUAACACCGUCCGAUUGUGAGAUCAUUGAUUCGCUGAAACAAAGAUCGGAACAAUUCCUUGUCAAUCUGAACAAUAAUCCCUUAGUGUGUAGCUGUGAGGAUUUGGAUUUUCUUCAUUGGGUUAUGACGUCUCGUGUUCUUUAUAACAAAGACAAUCUGAAAUGCAUGACAACACGAGGUGAUAGAAUCCAGAUUAAAGAUCUACAACAAAACUUCGAGAGAUUUCAGAUAGACUGUGCUUCUUUCAACUGGCUCAUUGUAUCCAUAGUUCUUGUGUUUGUCAGUUGUUUGUUGACGGUGUUCUCAGUGGUGUCAUGGAGAUACAGUGCCAAGUUAAGAGUCUGGUUCAGACAACCUACUGAUGGCCCAUUUACACACUACGCCUUCAUAUCUUAUUCCGACAAGGAUGCCAAAUGGGUACGAGAACGACUCGUACCACAGUUGGACCUAGACGGACUUUCGUUCUUGUGUGAAGACAAACACUUUGUUAUCGGUAAAGAUUUAGCUACCAACAUUUUGGACGCAAUAGAUAAUUGUUAUAAAUCAGUGUUUGUGGUAAGCUAUCAUUUUCUUAACUGUGAAUGGACUAGAUAUGCAAUGCAGGUAACUAGUGGUUAUUCCUUCCGGCAUGGGCGAGAACACAUGAACAUUGUCAUCCUGCUCGACGAUAUAAAGCUCUCUGAAUUGCCAAAACUACUUCGUAAAAACUGGGACAAUGCUCCCUUGAAGCGAGAUCUAUCUGGUCAUAAAAGGAUUCAGGACCUUCAUAAACUGGAAAUCAACAAGAUUCGUAUACAAUGA
Ylistrum balloti is the source of this 1998-nucleotide messenger RNA. RefSeq names its product toll-like receptor 2. Lineage: Eukaryota; Metazoa; Mollusca; Bivalvia; Pectinida; Pectinidae. Gene Ontology annotation, cellular component: membrane. Gene Ontology annotation, biological process: immune response; toll-like receptor signaling pathway; inflammatory response. Gene Ontology annotation, molecular function: protein binding; transmembrane signaling receptor activity. The transcript has 4 exons. Bases 1 to 1998 code for a protein of 665 amino acids. The record is from RefSeq and is a predicted model, not a curated record.